Molecule: messenger RNA, 2474 nt
Organism: Heteronotia binoei (common prickly gecko)
Lineage: Eukaryota; Metazoa; Chordata; Lepidosauria; Squamata; Gekkonidae
Gene: ARHGEF25
Product: Rho guanine nucleotide exchange factor 25
Exons: 16
Coding region: 95-2071 (658 amino acids)
Biological process (GO): axon guidance
Cellular component (GO): cytoplasm; plasma membrane
Molecular function (GO): guanyl-nucleotide exchange factor activity
Source: RefSeq, a predicted model, not a curated record
CCCCGGGCCCCCUUUCCCCGCCCGGGCCGCGCCGGUCCCGUCGCUCGAUGGCUGGCACAGCGGGUGACAGAGCCCAGGGCGGCCGGGCGGCACCAUGAGGGGUGCGAGCCAGCAAGGCUGCGCUUGCCACCACUUGUUCCGCAAAGUCCUGGCCAAGUGCAGCUGCUGCCCCUCCCGGGCACGAGAUCCGUACGCCAUAGCAGGGAGCGAUGGCAGCAUCUCUGCCUCGGUGGCCUCGAUCCAGCCACACGCAUCCAGCAGUUCUGCUCCCAGUUCUCCCGGCUCCCGCCAUUCGGUCAGCACCCUCAAGAAAUGGCUGACCAACCCCGUGCGCAAGCUAAGUGCCGGUGGGCUACCUCGGGGCGACCGCCCGCUCAGGAAAACAGAGGGCCGGACGCGGCGGCAUGGGCGUCAGGAAGAUCGGAAGAGCAUUGACUUGGGCUUGCUGGGCCAGGUGGAGGGGCCCUUUGCUGUCCCACGGGAGUCAGUCGGCACGGAUGGUCACUCUCACCUCCCAGACCUUUCUCUGCUCUCCAGCUUACUAGAAGGAGAUGGUGCAGGGAAACCCACUCAGGUCCCUGACCCCUCUCCACUCCCCAGCGACCACCAGACCCCGAAGCCCCCCUCAGAAGCCCCUCUGCAGCCCCUCGCCUCUGAGGAACAGGAAGAGGAGGAGAGGCGCAGUGCCUUAGAAAAGAGUAUGUUUGUUCUCAGGGAGUUGAUUGAGACUGAGAAGAUGUACGUGGAGGACCUGGGCCAGAUUGUGGAGGGCUACAUGGCAACCAUGAAGGCCCGUGGCAUCCCCGAGGGUAUGAAGGGCAAGGACAAGAUAAUCUUCGGGAAUAUCCACCAGAUCUACGACUGGCACAAAGAUUACUUCCUCAAACAGCUGGAGAAGUGCCUGGAGGACCCGGAUCUUCUGGCCGAGCUAUUCAUAAAGCACGAGCGCCGUUUGCACAUGUAUGUUGUUUACUGUCAGAACAAACCCAAAUCUGAGCAUAUUGUUUCCGAGUUCAUCGAUACCUACUUCGAGGAACUGAAGCAGGAACUGGGGCAUCGUCUGCAACUCAAUGACUUGCUCAUCAAGCCAGUACAGCGGAUCAUGAAAUACCAGCUGCUUCUCAAGGAUUUCUUGAAGUACUAUGGUAAAGCCGGCAAGGACACGGGACAGCUGGAGAAAGCUGUGGCAGUGAUGUGCUUCGUUCCCAAACGUUGCAAUGACAUGAUGAACGUGGGUCGUCUUCAGGGCUUUGAGGGAAAACUGACAGCACAGGGGAAGCUGCUGCAGCAGGACACAUUUUGGGUGACGGAGCAGGCAAGCGGGAUCCUGGCACGGGGCCGGGAGCGCCGCAUCUUUUUCUUUGAGCAGAUCAUCAUCCUGAGCGAGACACUGGAGCGGCGGCGGGGUCCAUACGCCCCCCCAACUUACGCCUUCAAGAGCAGCAUCAAGGUAAGCUGUUUGGGCCUGGAGCCUUGUGUGGACAACGAUCCCUGCAAAUUUGCACUGAUCUCUCGGGGUGCAGAACGGGGCGCCAUCCGUUACGUACUGCAGGCAGCAACGCCAGAGAUCGCCCAGGCCUGGGUGGCCGACAUCAACCUCAUCCUGGAGACACAACGUGACUUCCUCAACGCACUGCAGUCGCCCAUAGAGUACCAGCGUCGAGAGAGCAAGACUCACAGCCUUGGAAGGGCAGGAAGCCCCCUCCUGUCCCUGCCUGGUGGAGCUUCCCGGCCUCACUCCUCUGCCUCUGUGGACCAGAGUAAGGGACCCAGCCUUCAAGCCUACAACGCCUCCCUACCUUCCCUUUACCUUCCUGGUCCGCCCCAUGCUGAGCAGCCCCCCUACGUCAAGCCAGCUUGCAGCCAGAGCUCUCCAGGAUCUGGCCCAGUUCACAUACCUUCGGAUGGCUCUGAGUCCCAGCCCCCCAGCAACCCUCAGCAGGAGUCCCUGCACGUGGUCCCGAGUGAUGAUGACGAUGCUCGACUUCUGCUUCCCGACCCCGACUUCCUGGACAUUCGUUUUCCCGAAGGCUCCGCCCAACUUGCCAAGCUCGAUGAGGACGAGCUGUGACUUUGGGACUGUGGGACAACCCCUGCCGGGUUCCAGGGAUUUAGAUUGCAAAGACUGAACCGGCUCUGCCUUCCUCGGUCUCCCUUCUUCCCACUGCCAUUUCUGGGGAGUAGAGAGAGAUCACAGCAGCGGCAGCAGCCCCAGCAGGGGAUCUCUUGCUGCCCUCUGGCCCUGCCCUGUUGGCCUAAGCAUUCCCUCCCUCUAACAAAGUGCAGGGACCCUCACACUGGGACUGGAGAAUGCAGCAGGGGACUCUUCUCUGGACCCCGGACCCCUGUAUAUGCAUGCUGUGGGGUUCUAGGGGACUUCGGGUCAGGGCUUUCGGAGGACGGGGUUGGAUUGUACGAAACAAGAAUUUUAUUUUGUUGGUUGUAAUAAUAAAGAUUUUAGUUAAAACAAACAA